This is a messenger RNA of Stegastes partitus (bicolor damselfish), 487 nucleotides long. RefSeq names its product cell division cycle 26 homolog (gene cdc26). The record is from RefSeq and is a predicted model, not a curated record. Bases 175 to 468 code for a protein of 97 amino acids. The transcript has 3 exons. Gene Ontology annotation, biological process: regulation of mitotic cell cycle; anaphase-promoting complex-dependent catabolic process; protein K11-linked ubiquitination. Gene Ontology annotation, cellular component: anaphase-promoting complex. Lineage: Eukaryota; Metazoa; Chordata; Actinopteri; Pomacentridae.
CAGCUAUCUCACCUGCCAGGUAAGGCCGUACCAGCGCGCUCUAACGCCUCACACCUGACGUAAGGCUCCGCGAGGAACGCUCUUUUGUUUCAGGAACCUUCAUCGUUCUGACUCAUUACGGUGGUAUUUCAUUGGAGCUGCGGUUGGUCUGCAGGUGAGGACUGAAGAACCAGGAUGUUGAGGAGGAAACCAACUCGUCUGGAGCUGAAGAUUGACGACACAGAAGAGUUUGAGAGCGUCAAGAAAGAGCUGGAGGCCAGAAAGCGUCAGCGGGAGGAGGCAGAGUCAGGAGGCGGUGUGGACGGUGCAUCCGUCAUCAGUGUUGACAUCAUUGGGGGCGGAGCCUCUGCAUCAGCAUCGUCGUCCACGGCAGCAGCAAGGGCGGAGCUUAUCAACGAGCGGAUCGGCUACAAACCCCACCCCAAACCAGCAACACUGCCGACCUUAUUUGGAAGUUUACAGUUUUAAUAAACAUGAAAGCAGUUUG